CCAAAAAAGCAAUCACCAGCAAUCACAGCAAACAAAACCACUAACAUUUCAACCAUAUCUCACCGCCAUCAACGGCCAACUAUUCUUCUUUCCCUCAUUAUGACAGCAUGACGACGUCGUCUGGACCACCGGAAACCACCCACCAGCCAGAGCAAACAACCAUCAGAAAACUCAUCGUUUUUGUCGAAGGGGCGCGUGAGCUUUUACCCAAAGAUGGUCAGGGAAGCUCAAGCCCAUACGUAGUUGUAGACUUCGACGGCCAAAAACAACGAACCUCAACGAUAUGCCGGAACUUGAACCCUGUAUGGAACGAGAGACUCGAGUUCAUAGUCACUGAUCCGAGAACAAUGGAGUUCGAAGAGCUCGAAAUUGAGGUCUUCAAUGACAAGAAACUUAGCAAUGGAAAUGCGAGGAAAAACCAUUUUCUGGGGCGUGUGAAGAUGUAUGGAAGCCAGUUUGCGAAGAUGGGUGAUGAAGGGUUGAUUUAUUUUCCGCUGGAGAAGAAGAGUGUGUUUAGCUGGAUCAGAGGUGAGAUUGGGUUGAGGAUUUGUUACUAUGAUGAGUUGGUGGUGGAGAGAGAACCAGACCCACCCCCUCAGCAACCUCCAGAGCAGAAGGCUCCGGUGGCUCCGCCGGUUGUGGAAGUGCCGGUGCCGACGGAAGUAGCCAUGGAGGCAGCACCGCAAUCACCGCCGAUUGUGAUUAUCCAAGAGUCUCCGCCGGUGGUGAAUGUUCAGCCAGAGCAUCAUCAUGAUCAUUAUCAGUACCAUCAUCAGCAGAAUCAUGAGGUCCCGCCAACAAUGGCGAUGCCGCCCGAGUAUCCGCCGGAGGUGAGGAAAAUGCAGACUACUACCAGACUUGCCGGUGCUGGCGAGAGAGUUAGGGUUCUGAGCAAGGCAAACGGAGACUAUUCGCCGAGAAUAAUCUCCUGGAAAUUCAACGGUGAAUUGGAGAAAAUUUCAGCGUACGAUCUGGUGGAACCAAUGCAGUAUCUCUUCACUCGAAUCUUGAAAGCUCGUGGACUAGCACCGAGUGAGAAUCCAUACGUGAAAAUUAGGACUUCCGGUCACUUCGCACGGUCUAAACCGGCGAGUUUUCGUCCCGGCGAGUCAUUGAUAAACCCAGAGUGGCAGCAAACCUUCGCUCUGGGCCACAACAAGACAGAGACAGCAAGUUCGACGCUCGAAAUCUCCGUUUGGGAUAGGUCAUCGGAACAAUUCCUAGGCGGCGUCUGCUUCGACCUAUCAGACGUUCCGGUUCGUGACCCACCGGAUAGUCCUUUAGCUCCGCGUUGGUACCGCCUAGAAGGUGGCGCCGAGGAUCCUAAUUCCGGCAGAGUCUCCGGCGAUAUUCAACUCGCCGUUUGGAUUGGAACUCAAGCAGACGACGCAUUUCCCGAGUCGUGGAGCUCCGAUGCCCCGUACGUGGCACACACGCGCUCUAAGAUUUAUCAAUCGCCGAAGCUCUGGUACUUGAGGAUUACAGUAAUCGAAGCUCAAGAUCUUCACAUCGCUCCGAAUUUACCUCCGUUGACGGCGCCGGAGAUCCGUGUCAAAGCUCUGCUAGGGUUUCAAUCUGUUAGGACGAGACGAGGCUCCAUGAGCAAUCAUACAUCGACGUUUCACUGGAACGAAGACAUGAUCUUCGUCGCCGGUGAGCCACUGGAAGACACCCUGAUCAUACUAGUGCAGGAGCGUACGGGCACGGAUCCAGUGCUUCUCGGACACGUGGUUGUUCCUGUGGCCUCACUGGAACAACGUGUAACUGAGCACCACGUGGCGGCCAAGUGGUUCGGAUUGGAAGGUGGACCAAAUGGGUCCUACUGCGGGAGAAUUCACUUGAAGAUGUGCUUAGAGGGUGGGUAUCACGUACUUGAUGAGGCAGCUCACGUGUGCAGUGACUUCAGACCCACUGCUAAGCAGCUAUGGAAGCCAGCCAUUGGGAUCUUAGAGCUGGGAAUACUUGGAGCUCGUGGACUGCUACCCAUGAAAUCCAAGGGUGGAGGUAAAGGGUCCACGGAUGCUUAUUGUGUUGCCAAGUAUGGGAAAAAGUGGGUCCGUACACGGACCAUACCCGAUACCUUUGAUCCACGGUGGAACGAGCAGUAUACAUGGCAGGUAUACGAUCCAUGUACGGUCCUUACCAUUGCGGUUUUUGACAAUUGGCGCAUGUUAAAUGUUACAUCAGAAGACAAACCCGAUUAUCGUAUCGGGAAAGUUCGAAUACGGGUGUCUACAUUGGAGAGUAACAAGGUGUAUACUAAUUCUUAUCCAUUGUUGGUGCUCCUAAGGUCCGGAUUGAAGAAAAUGGGUGAGAUUGAAUUGGCAGUCCGAUUUGCUUGCCCAUCAUUGUUGCCGGAUACUUGUGCGGUUUAUGGGCAACCAAUGCUUCCUAUAAUGCACUACCUAAGACCCCUUGGGGUGGCUCAACAAGAGGCAUUACGUGGGGCAGCUACUAAAUUGGUGGCCACCUGGUUGGCGCGGUCUGAGCCACCGUUAGGACCAGAAGUUGUCCGAUACAUGUUGGAUGCGGAUUCACAUACAUGGAGCAUGAGAAGGAGUAAAACUAAUUGGUUUCGGAUUGUGGCAGUACUUGCUUGGGUUGUUGGGUUGGCUAAAUGGUUAGAUGACAUUAGGCGAUGGAAGAACCCGGUAACAACGGUGUUAGUCCAUGUUUUAUACUUGGUACUAGUUUGGUUUCCGGAUUUGAUUGUCCCAACCGGGUUCUUAUACGUAUUCUUGAUUGGUGUAUGGUACUAUCGGUUCAAGCCAAAAAUCCCCGCAGGCAUGGAUAUCCGGCUCUCCCAAGCAGAAUCUGCUGACUUGGAUGAAUUGGAUGAGGAAUUUGACACGAUUCCGAGUUCAAAACCCCCCGAAAUAAUCAGGAUCCGGUAUGACCGGUUGAGAAUAUUGGCUGCAAGGGUGCAAACAGUUUUGGGUGAUUUUGCAACCCAAGGUGAGAGAGUCCAGGCCUUGGUGAGUUGGAGGGACCCAAGAGCCACCAAGUUGUUCAUUGCAGUGUGCCUUGCAAUUACAAUGGUACUCUAUGUGGUGCCACCAAAAAUGGUUGCUGUGGCCCUUGGAUUCUAUUUCUUGCGCCACCCAAUGUUCAGGGACCCCAUGCCACCUACUAGCUUGAACUUCUUUAGAAGACUUCCAAGCUUGUCUGAUAGGUUACUAUAGUCUAUUAGACUGGACAAUCAUUUGGGCUUUUGACACCAAAAAUUGUGGGAGUGUUUGAGAAAGUGUUUGCUUAAUAACCUCGUAAGAAGUGAAAAAAAAGUGGAAUUUGAGGGCAAGUGGGAAAAGGGUAGUGUUUUUUGUAUCUUGAAUUGAUUGACUGACUAUUCGAAAUAAGGAAAAGGAGGGAGAAAAGGUAGCUGAGCUGGGAGGGAAGAAAAUGGAGGGAGAGAAAGAUCAAAGGAGAGAUUUCGGUCAGAGAUUUCUGAA
This is a messenger RNA of Ilex paraguariensis (yerba mate), 3449 nucleotides long. Lineage: Eukaryota; Viridiplantae; Streptophyta; Magnoliopsida; Aquifoliales; Aquifoliaceae. The record is from the annotation of a GenBank genome assembly.